Messenger RNA from Helicoverpa armigera (cotton bollworm), 1280 nucleotides. Its product is annotated as zinc finger protein-like 1 homolog. Gene Ontology annotation, cellular component: Golgi apparatus. Lineage: Eukaryota; Metazoa; Arthropoda; Insecta; Lepidoptera; Noctuidae. The transcript is spliced from 6 exons. The coding region runs from base 162 to 1118 and encodes 318 amino acids. The record is from RefSeq and is a predicted model, not a curated record.
UUGACAGUUGUUUUACGUGGCUGACUUUUGCUGGUUGCAUCCCCACUUCCACUUUUGUUUGUCUUCGAUUUUAUUACAGAAUAAUUCAGUGUAACUUAUGUUUUUCUUUUGCACGUUGUGAAUUAAAUUACCUAUUGGUAUAAUCUUCUCGAAAAAUCACAAUGGGGCUGUGUAAAUGUCCAAAGCGACGAGUUACAAAUCAGUUUUGCUUUGAGCACAGAGUUAAUGUUUGUGAAUAUUGUAUGGUGACGAGUCACCCGAAGUGCAUAAUACAGUCAUAUUUGCAAUGGUUACAAGACAGUGAUUAUAAUCCCAUAUGUGAAAUUUGCACAAAAACCCUAAGCGAGGGCGAAUGUAUUCGUCUUACAUGUUAUCAUGUAUUCCACUGGGCAUGUGCUGAGGCACGAUACAGGGCUCUGCCCCGCACAACAGCUCCCGCAGGCUACCAGUGUCCAUCAUGUGCCACACCCGUGUUUCCCCCUCCCAACCUAGUCUCCCCUGUGGCUGAUGAGCUCAGGGAAAAGUUGGCUGGAGUUAACUGGGCCAGAGCAGGCUUGGGUCUACCUCUGCUUUCAGAAGACCAAGAUAUGAAAGGCGCAGCGGGGCGCAGAAGUCAAUCUCCAAUCGACCAUCAUUCUCCCUUCUACACAAGCACUGUAGAUAAUCAACGAGGCACCCCAGUCGGCGCCAGCGAUGACGAGUCUAGUGGCCGCUCCGCUAAUGGCACACCACAUUCCAUCGUCCAAAUACCCGAUGACCCUGUCAAUAUCUAUGAUAGCACUUCCAUUAAGAGGAAUGACAAUUUACAAGGUGGUCAAGCUCCAAGGAAAAGCAUUAAAUCUAGUGAACCCCCUAAACUGUCUACUAACUAUGAUCAUGAUGAAAACAAGUACAAACAAAAGUCAACCUUUGCUUGGAUCAGCAGAUGGUGGAAGAACUCACUCCCAUCUUCUCGAGUGCGAAGAGCUGGAGGUAUCUAUCGACGUUAUUGGAUCAUGCUAUUUGUUUUGAUAGCAGUAAUUGUGGUCCUCGUGCUACUAAGCCGCCGAGACGUAGAUGAAGAAAACCCCUUCGGUUUCAUUCAAGAUGACAACAAGAGAGUACUACAAAAAAACUAAACUUCAUAUUUAUUCAUUAUAAAUCAAGCAAUCUAAGAAGUGAUAUAUCGUAAACCCAAUUAGCUGUAUUAUAUUAAUUUUAUUUCUUCUAACUUAAUGUAUUUAAAUUUAUGAUUCCAUACAUAAAGGAUAAGAUGUUAAAUAAAGUUUCAAAAGUCAGGC